Molecule: messenger RNA, 3246 nt
Organism: Micromonas pusilla CCMP1545
Lineage: Eukaryota; Viridiplantae; Chlorophyta; Mamiellophyceae; Mamiellales; Mamiellaceae
Exons: 4
Coding region: 1-3246 (1081 amino acids)
Biological process (GO): anaphase-promoting complex-dependent catabolic process; positive regulation of mitotic metaphase/anaphase transition; protein K11-linked ubiquitination
Cellular component (GO): anaphase-promoting complex
Source: RefSeq, a predicted model, not a curated record
AUGGCGGCGACGUACUCGCCGACGCCACACAGGAUCGCGCUGUGCGCGCUCGCGCGGUACCUCGACGACGCGGACGACGACGACGACGACGACGACGACGACGCGCGCGAUGGCGACGGCGAGAAAGACGCGAGGCGACGACGACGGACGCGCCUGGGACCGUCCGACCGACGCGCGCUCGCGCGCGCGCUCAUGCGCGCGUGCGAGGACGCGUCCGACCUCCUCGAGCCGGACCUCCGGACGUUCAAGCGGUCCCUGGACGCGGAGUCGCGCGCGUCGGGCGCGCCGCCGCCGUCGUCGUCGUCGUCGCGCCCCGCGCCGCUGGGCCGUAAAAAGACGAAGCGAGCGAUGCGGGCGGCGAAGCGAGCGAACCUCGCGGACUCCGACGGCGACGUCGACAUGGACACCUCGGACGUGGACAUCUCCGACGGCGUAUCGGACGACGACGUAUCGGACGACGACGACGACGACGCGGGGACGUCCGCGCCGGGCCGCGCCUCUUCCUCCUCGUCGCGGCGGCGCAACCUCAAGGACGUCCUGACGGAAGCGGUCGACGGCGUCCGCGACGUCGACGCGCUCGUCGCGCUCUUCCGCGACGUCGCGCCGCGCUCGUCGCACGAGGCGUCCAUGCGCGGCUUAUCCGCGGACGAGGCGGCGUACGACGAGACGUGGGGGAUGAAGCGCGUCGACGCGGAGUCGGCGAUCGGCGUCUUUCUCAGGCGCGUUCUAUACAAAAGUUUUUCACCCAUCGCCCGGUUUCAACAUUUGAUCGCGUUUCGAGCCUACGCCGACGCCGACGACGCCGCGCGACCGCGAGGCGUCGGCGCCGCGAGCGAGGCCGAGGAAGACGCCGCGCGAAGGGCGAAGGACGCGGACGACGCGCUGCACGGCCGGCUGCGCGUGGACGCGAUGUGCGCGGCGGCGGCGGAGGACGUCGGCGCGGGCGCGACGCGCGCGUGGACGGGCGCCGCCGAGGACGACGCGGUGUACUACGUGUACUGCCCGCCCGUCGCGUCCGCGCGCGCGCCCCCGCGCGUGGCCGCGCACCUCGCCGCGCUGACGCGACGGUUCCACGCGAACGACGGGUGGGAGCCCCCCGAGGCGGUGGAAGCGCGGUUGAACGCGCUGACGGAGGCGACGCCGCGCGCGCCCCGCGCGGACGCCGCGAGGCAUCUCCUCGCGGCGCGGCGGCGCGAUUACCCGGCCGCGAUCGACCACGCGCGGCGGCGGUUCGAUUACCUCGACGGCGGCGGCGGCGGCGGGGGGGGCGACGGCGGCGGCGCGUCGUUGCCGGUGAACGCGGCGGCCGCCGCGGCGUUGGGUCGAGACGACGGCGGCGACGGCGACGGCGUCGACGGCGACGGCGGCGGCGGCGGCGGCGGCGGCGCGGGGGGCGGCGGCGGCGGCUCCGGCGGCAGGGCGAGGUUACAGGCGGCGUUGAUGACGUUGGGGGAGACGCACGCGCGGUUCUCGCACGGCGCGGAGGCGUUGAAAGCGCUCAACGAAGCCGUGCGCGUGGCGCAGCAGAACGGCGACGAGACCGCGCUCGCGCACGCGCUCGCGGCGUUCUGCGCGCUCUGCGCGAGCGGCGGCGACGCGCUCGCGUCGUCGGAGGGGAGCCCCGCGGGCGAAGGGCCUUCGUCCGCGUCCGCGUCCGCGUUAUGCGGCGACGCCGGCGGCGAGGACCUUCGCCUGCUUCUCCGCCGGUGCGCGCGACAGGCGCGCGAACUCCGCCUCCCGCAUCUCAUCGCCUUCGCGGACCUCGCGAUGGCGCGGCACCGCGCGACGCGUCCGCCGCGCGCCGCCGCGCCCGCGACGGUCGUCGUCGCGGCGGCGGCGGCGGCGGAGGCGCGGGGGAAACCGGGCGUCGGCGCGGGCGACGGCGCGUCCGCGGCGGCGGCGCGCGCGCGGGUAUCCGCGUCGCCGCCCGCGUUCGCGACCGCGGCGGCGCGGCGCGUGGAGGCGAUCCGGCACGCGGUGGCGCUCGGCGCGGCGGCGCCGGCGACGACGGCGGCGGCGGCGGCGGCGGCGAAGGCGGCGAAGGAGGCGGCGGCGGCGGCGUCGCAGGCGGCGCCCGCGGCCGCCGCGGACCUCUACCCCGCCCCGAGGGGCCUCGACCUCGCGCCCGUCUCGCGCGCGGACCACGCGGAGGCGUCCAUCGAGCAGCUCGGCGGGUGCGCGUCGGUGUUAUGCGCGUCGAUAUGGGACGCGCACGGCGUGCCGGCGAUGACGCGUCUGCACGCGCUGCGGCACCUCCGCUGCGACGCGUCGCGCGUCGUCGGCGUCGGCGCGAGCGGCGCGAGCGACGGCGCCGACGGCGGCGGCGCGCGACCGAACGCCGCCGCCUCCGCCACCCCCCACCGCCACCACGACCGCCCCGGGCCCCACCCGCCGUCCGCGGCGUCCGCGGAAGACACCGCGACCGCGCUCGCGAUGCUCGCCGCGCACGCGAGCGCGUGCCACGGCCCGCUCGCGGCGGCGGCGACGCUGAAGCGCGCGAGGGCGCGGUUCGAGGCUUCGGGCCGGGCGCGUUCCAAUCACCCCGCGCUCGCCGCCGCGACGGCGCGCGCCGCGCACGACGCCGCGCUCGCGCGCGGCGACGCCGCCGCCGCGCUCGCGGCCGCGUCGAAACUCGCCGCGCUCGCGCCGGCGUCGUCCGCGGUCGACGCGGAGGCGUCUGUCGAGGCGCAUCGCGCGCGCGCGGCGGCGCUGCUGUGCGCUGGUCGCUUCGAGGAAUGCCGCGCCGUCGCCGCCGCGCAGCUGGCGCGGUGCCGCGAAAUCGGCGGGCUGACGCGCGCGUCCGCGCGCCUGUCGCUCCUGCUCGCGGAGUGCUGGCUCGCCGCGGGGUCGCCCGCGGUCGCGCUGCAGCACGCGCUGCGCGCGGAGCACCUCGCGGCGACGCUGCGGCUGGACGCGAUUCGCGCCGCCGCGAUCGUCUCGCUCGCCGAGAUUUGGUUGGCCAUGAGCGUCGGACACGUCGGACACGCCGCGGACCAAUCAGGAGCCACCGCGUGUCCGUACGCCGCGCUCGCGAAGCGCGCGCUCGACGCGCACGCGCCCGCGCUGCUCUCGCGCGGCGGGCUCGCGCUGCGCGCGAGGGCGCGGCUCGCGGCCGCGCGCGCGACGCUCGCGACGACGACGCCGGAGGCGUUGAGAAGAGACCCGGCGGCGGCGGUGAGACCCGUUCGAUCUUUCCGUUCUUUCCUUCGCGCGCUGUGGAACUCUCGUUUUGACACGUGUACAUGA